AUGCUUCUCAUUGAGGGCAACAUCGAAGACACUGCCCGGGAGAACGUUUCGCCCAUGUCACUGUUUUGUGUCAACUUUGGUCUGACGAUGAUGGACAGAGACACUGAAGCUGUCGUCUUAUUCUUCUUUUGCGGGUUACACACAGAUUACACAGCAGAUAAUUGGGCCGGACCAAACGGUAUGUUACGGUCUCUGAUUGUGCAGCUUCUCAUAUCCAUCUUGCAACAAAAGUGUCCUGAGCUGGAUCUCUCGAACACAGACUACGUCCGCCAGCUUGCGGCUCUAGAGAUGGAGACCCUGGCCAACUUGUUCGAAGAUCUGCUGAACCAGUUCGACGAGAAAGACACUAUUUACUGCAUCGUCGACGGCGUAUCUCGAUUUGAUGUCCACGCAGGCAAAUGUGCCCAGUACAUGUGGUUCAUUGUGCAGCGCCUUCAGAGUAUGUCCCAUUCCGAUUAUCUUGGGAAUUAA
This is a messenger RNA of Colletotrichum fioriniae, 471 nucleotides long. The record is from RefSeq and is a predicted model, not a curated record. NCBI's taxonomy places the organism in Eukaryota, Fungi, Ascomycota, Sordariomycetes, Glomerellales, Glomerellaceae.